This is a messenger RNA of Metarhizium brunneum ARSEF 3297, 2361 nucleotides long. RefSeq lists its product as uncharacterized. Gene Ontology annotation, biological process: proteolysis. The record is from RefSeq and is a predicted model, not a curated record. Lineage: Eukaryota; Fungi; Ascomycota; Sordariomycetes; Hypocreales; Clavicipitaceae. Gene Ontology annotation, molecular function: dipeptidyl-peptidase activity; serine-type peptidase activity. Gene Ontology annotation, cellular component: plasma membrane.
AUGGGUAUCAUCUCUUUCAGAAAGCUGGUGGGCGUUUUGCCGCUCCUUGCGGUCGUCGGUCUAGCCAUCAAUCCACCUCGAAAGCCCCAGCAGCCAACUGGAAACGGUGAUCGUCUUCUAACCUACAACGAGACAACGCCUUAUGCCAGACAUAAUCCAUCCCGCAUGUCGGUGCGCUGGGUGAGUUCCGUUGACGACGGCCAGUACAUCACCACCAAUGAAAAUUCCGACCUGGUCUUGGUGGACAUUGUUUCUGAGAAAGAAACCACGUUUUUGCCCGCCAAGAGUAAACCCAAAAACCUCCAUGCCUUUUGGAUCCGCCAUGAUCGCCAGGCUGUCCUGGCUGCUGCCAAUUUCACAAAGCAAUACCGACACUCGUACUUGGCCGACUACUUUGUAGUCGACGUCAACUCCGGCAACAACACACCCAUUGUUGACGACCAGGCCGGUGAUAUCCAGUACGCAACAAUGGCUCCAGUCGGAGAGACGAUUGCUUUCGUGCGCGGCAACGACGUAUACCUUCGCGACGAACAUGGCCAAAUCCACCGAAUCACCGACAACGGAAGCGCCGACAUAUUCAACGGUGUGCCAGACUGGGUGUAUGAGGAAGAUGUUUUCGGGAAUCGUUUGGCCCUCUGGUACUCUCCCGACGCCAAGUUCAUUGCUUUUUUGAGCUUCAACGACACGGGCGUGGGAACCUUCACCAUUCCUUACUACAUGGCAGGGCAGGAGAAGGCACCGUCUUAUCCCCAGGAGCUGGAACUGCGAUAUCCCAAAGCCGGAACGACAAACCCGACUGUUGAGCUGAAUAUUGUGGAUGUUGAGACUAAAAAACUUAUCAACGUUCCAAUUGAUGCCUUUUCCAAGAACAACACCAUUGUCGGUGAGGUCAAGUGGGUUACCGACAAGCAUUCGGCGCUCAUCUAUCGUGCAUUUAACCGUGUACAGGACCGGGACAAACACGUACUAGUCGACGUCCAAACUAUGGCCAGCAAGACCGUUAGAGAGCGCGAUGGAACAGACGGAUGGCUAGAUAAUCAUAUGGCCAUCUCCUACGUGGGAGAGGCGCAAGAUUCAGGCAACAAUUACUACAUCGACCUAUCCGACGACUCGGGCUGGACACAUAUCUACCUCUUCCCUGUGAACGGCGGCGACCCUGUGCAAUUAACCUCUGGUGAUUGGGAAGUCAGCACCAUUUUGGCCGUGGAUACAUCCAGGAAACUCAUCUACUUUGAGUCAACAAAACACCACAGCACAGAGAGACACAUUUACAGUGUUUCGUACACCACGCUAGAGAUUACUCCUCUUGUCAAUGACACUGUACCAGCCGUCUGGAGCGCAUCCUUCUCGCCCCAAGGCAAAUACUAUAUACUGUCUUAUAACGGGCCCGAUGUUCCCUAUCAGGAAUUAUACGCCUCCAACAACACGGAUGCACCGCUGCGAACGCUCACUUCAAACGACGAAUUCUACAAAUUAAUCAGUGAAUACAAUCUUCCCAACGUCACCUAUUUCGAGCUCCAGCACCCAGACGGCUUCUCCUUGAAUGUAAAGCAGCAGCUACCACCCAAUUUUGACCCAACCAAGAAAUACCCCGUCCUAUUCACACCGUACGGCGGCCCGACCUCCCAAUCCGUCACCAAGCGGUUCCAACCUCUCGACUGGUCAGCAUACAUUGCAUCUGAACCCGAGCUCCAGUACGUCGUGUACACCAUCGACAACCGCGGCACAGGCUACAAGGGUCGACGUUUCCGAUCAUCCGUCGUCAAGUACGUCGGCAACUUGGAAGCCCAAGACCAGAUUUGGGCGGCGCAGGAGCUCGUCUCGCGCAACGAAUUCCUGAAUCCGCACAAGGUAGGCAUCUGGGGGUGGUCGUUCGGCGGCUUCCUCGCCGCCAAGGUGAUUGAGGCGGACUCGGGCGCCUUCACCUUUGGGCUGAGCACGGCUCCCGUGUCGGACUGGCGGUUCUAUGAUUCCGCGUACACGGAGCGGUACAUGAAGACGCCGGCGACCAACGCAGAUGGCUACAACAAGACGGCUAUACGGAAUGCGGAGGGCUUUAAAAACGUGGCGGGGAAAUUUGCCCUGAUGCACGGCACUGGCGACGAUAAUGUUCACUACCAGCACGCGGCGGUGUUGGCGGAUUUGCUGGUGGCCAAGGGCGUCUCGCCGGACAAGUUCCAGAUGGUUGCCUUUACGGACAGCGACCAUGGGAUUAGCUUCCACGGCGCGAGUGAGUGGAUAUAUAAAUUUUUGACGGCCAAGUUGUGGGAGGAGGUUGAGCGCAAGGAUGGUUCCCUUGUUCAUCAAUGGAGUCGGCGGCGUCUGGUCGUUGGUGAGGGAACAAAAGGAGCUGUGGCAUGA